AUGUCUCUAGUCCACAUUAAUGUUUUAAUUGCCUUUACAGUAUCCCUCACAGGCUUAUUAAUGUAUCGAUCCCACCUAAUAUCCGCAUUACUAUGUCUAGAAGGUAUAGUAUUAUCAUUAUUCAUCUUAGCGGCCCUUACAAUCCUAAACACACACUUCACCCUAGCCAACAUAAUGCCAAUUAUUCUCCUAGUAUUUGCAGCCUGCGAGGCAGCUAUCGGACUAGCCUUACUGGUCAUAGUCUCCAAUACAUAUGGUACCGACUAUGUACAAAACCUCAACCUCCUCCAAUGCUAA
Lagenorhynchus albirostris (white-beaked dolphin) is the source of this 297-nucleotide messenger RNA. The record is from the annotation of a RefSeq genome assembly. NCBI's taxonomy places the organism in Eukaryota, Metazoa, Chordata, Mammalia, Artiodactyla, Delphinidae.